CUGUGACAUCGCUCCUCGAUCUUCACUUAAUGGACGAAACCGAACGCGACACGCUUUCGGUCUACUUUAACCCACCUCUUUGGGCGCAACGCAUAGCAUGGGUACUGGAUCGGAUAAGAAAGUACUCGGUUCGCACUAUUUUAGAUUUGGGUUGUGGUGAAGGACAGUUGCUAAGGUGUCUCGCACAACCAGCCCCCUACCUCUGUGAUGCCACUCUGCCUCUCGAUGUAGAUGUCUCAUCGCGAGACGUUUAUCCCUCUCUCAUGGCGGGGAUUGAUAUCUGUACCAAGAGUUUGGAACGUGCCAGAGCGGCCACAGAACCACAAGAAAUGGAUGAUUCUGCUCCUAGAUAUGCAACUGUUUCUCCUCGCUGGAACCCUCUGACGAUUGAACUAUGGCAUGGAGAACUGGAGGUUGCUAGUGACCAGUUCUUAAACCGCUUUGAGUGCAUCGUAUCUACUGAAGUUGUGGAGCAUUUACCUCGAGAAGUCCUGGACAGAUUCUUUCCCUUAGUGUUAGGCUACUAUCGUCCUCAAUUCCUCCUCCUCACAACCCCAAACUACAACUUCAACGAGCUGUUUACGAAGCCAGGGGAACCCUCCCCCACGGGCUACCCUGACCCAACCGGUGACACAGACCGCGUGUUCCGGCAUCAUGACCAUAAACGUGAAUGGACGCUUCCUGAGUGGCGCCAAUGGUGCGAGAAGGCUGCUCUUCAGUACGGAUACAACAUCGAAAUAGGCUGUAUUGGGGUCCCUGAGGCAAAAGAUCCUUAUGGUCGCUCUACAUCAAUACUCGGCAAAGCUACCCAUACAGCGGUCUUCGAACGCGGAGAUCAUCGCCAGCGAAUCAUACCACCAUCUUCUAAUGAUGCAAGAAUCCCGGAGCUUGUGGCAUGCCACAUUCAUCCCGUUCAUUGUCGAGCGGGUAAACCCCUCAGUGCUCAGGAGAUCCGAGAUCGAGUCAAAUUGUCAUUGUCACAAAGCCCAUCAAAUGAGCUUCCCGUAGAACAAAUGUGGAAGGAAGACAUCGAUAUCGCAUGUGGAGGGUCACGAAAGGCUCUCAUUGACGCGCUGAUACAACGACCCUCAGAUGGAUCGGAACCAGAAUGGCAAAUUACCGAAGCCGGCGCUGACAUAGGCAAGUGGCUAGUUCUCUGGAAGAAUUGGACGCCAGAGAUGUUUAAGGAGGCCCAAAACCUGUGGAAUGGACUUGGUGAUGUUGACCGGGAAGAAAUUGGAGAAGUAAUUGACCACGCAUGGGACGAAUGCAGCCAAGAAUGGUGGCUGGGGAUUCAACAGCCAACAGAGGGAGACGGAUGGUCACACCAUCAUUGGGACAUUACAACGGAAGUUGAUUCCAACUGGGAAAAUGAGGAAUGGCCAAAGAGUCUGAACGAAGACGCAGUAGAAGAGGUAACGGUGUAAUAAUGUUCAAAUUCGCCUAAUUCUGAGAAGUCAUGGUGUGUACGGCAUCUCGUCAAAAAGACAAGUGCAAUAAAAAUAACGGCGAGCCUUCUG
Messenger RNA from Cantharellus anzutake, 1520 nucleotides. RefSeq lists its product as uncharacterized. The record is from RefSeq and is a predicted model, not a curated record. The coding region runs from base 30 to 1427 and encodes 465 amino acids. The transcript has 3 exons. Lineage: Eukaryota; Fungi; Basidiomycota; Agaricomycetes; Cantharellales; Hydnaceae. Gene Ontology annotation, biological process: siRNA processing; piRNA processing; RNA methylation. Gene Ontology annotation, cellular component: nucleus; cytoplasm. Gene Ontology annotation, molecular function: O-methyltransferase activity; RNA methyltransferase activity.